GCGGCGUGGGGGCGACAGCCAAUGGGAGGGCACGAUAUUGAGGCUGCCAGGCGCGAAGCCGGCGGGAUGGCCUGCGGCUUUCAGAAGCCGUCGCUGGGAGCCGCGGCGCAGAGGAAGAAGGCGAAUCCCAAGCUGGAGCUGCCGGAGGAGCAGCAGCGGGAGAUCCGCGACGCUUUCGAGCUCUUCGACACCGACGGCAGCGGCAGCAUCGAUGUCAAAGAGCUGAAGGUGGCCAUGAGGGCCCUAGGGUUUGAACCUAAGAAAGAAGAGAUCAAGAAAAUGAUCUCUGACAUCGAUAAGGAAAGGACAGGAAAAAUCAGCUUCAGUGACUUCCUGGCAGUGAUGUCACAGAGAAUGGCUGAAAAAGAUUCCAAAGAGGAGAUUCUCAAAGCUUUCAAACUCUUUGAUGAUGAUGAGACUGGAAAAAUCUCUUUCCAAAACCUCAAACGUGUGGCCAAAGUGCUGGGGGAGAACCUCACUGAUGAAGAGCUGCAGGAGAUGAUUGAUGAGGCAGAUCGGGAUGGGGACGGGCAAGUGAGCGAGCAGGAGUUCCUGAGGAUCAUGAGGAAGACCGGCCUGUACUGAGCCCAGUGGGAUUUAUUCCUUGGCACUUGUGUACAUCCCUUAGGGAAUGGGAGCCUCACUUUUGUGGUGUCUUGAUUUCUUUGGAGGCAGCAGAAAUACAGGUCAGUUCUC
Agelaius phoeniceus (red-winged blackbird) is the source of this 696-nucleotide messenger RNA. It is a transcript of the gene CETN2, whose product is annotated as centrin 2. The record is from RefSeq and is a predicted model, not a curated record. Gene Ontology annotation, molecular function: calcium ion binding. NCBI's taxonomy places the organism in Eukaryota, Metazoa, Chordata, Aves, Passeriformes, Icteridae. Gene Ontology annotation, cellular component: myosin II complex.